ACCUUCCCAUUCCAUUCUUUAAAUGAAAGAACAAAAAUCGAACUAAUGCUAGAUGGUGUUCUUAAUCGAUGAACACACACACACACACACUAUCUGUUUAACGAGUCAUUUGCUUGUUCUAGAAACUAGAUAGGGUGGGUGUCCGUUUUCUUUCUUUAACUUUUCGAUUAUGCCUUUUGGUUUGUUAAACGUGAAUCUUUCAAUUGUCCCGUUUCGCUAUGGAGCAUAUGAAACAUCCCUUCCCUUCAUCGGGUUAUGUCGACAAUCAACGACAGUAUGCGCUCCAAGUCCUGCAUAAAUAUCCACACAACUCACCCAAUUCACUAGAACAAACAGCAAAUCAUAAGUUUCACUUUUAAUGGCGAUUGAGAUCUGUUGCAAAGCCGCUGUCGGUGCUCCUGAUAUUCUUGGAGACUGUCCAUUUUGUCAAAAGGUUCUUUUGACACUGGAAGAGAAGAAGGUCACCUACACAACCCGUCUUAUUAAUCUGGACAGCAAACCCGAAUGGUUUCUUGAAGUGAAUCCAAAUGGGAAAGUUCCGUUGAUAAAAUUCGAUGACAAAUGGAUUUCUGAUUCUGAUGCUAUUGUGAGUCUGAUUGAAGAGAAGUUCCCUGAACCUUCACUUUCUUCUCCACCUGAACUCGCCUCUGUGGGAUCGGAGAUUUUCUCAAAUUUUGUGACAUUUUUAAAGAGCGAGGAUGGUAAUGAUGGAACAGAGCAAGCUUUGCUUGAUGAAUUGGAGGCAUUGGAAGAACACCUCAAGAAUCAUGGGCCUUAUGUGAAUGGAGAAAAGAUCACAGCCGUUGAUUUGAGUUUGGCACCAAAGCUUUACCACCUUGAGGUGGCUCUUCCUCAUUUCAAGAAGUGGACUAUUCCUGAAAGUUUGAUUCAUGUGCGUAACUACACAAAGUCUUUGUUUGCUUUGGAGUCGUUCGAGAAAACCAAAGCUGCUGAAGAAUAUGUGAUUGCUGGAUGGGUACCAAAGCUUAAUGCAUGAAGCCAUUCCAAGCUCUAGCUUUAAUAACUCCAUUUCUGCAGAUUUAAAUUAGUGGAUAUAUUUAAUAAAAAUCUGUGGUUUGUGAAUUGUCACCUGUCAUAAGUUUUGUGGGUUGGCCUUUAGGUGUGUUCGUUUGGAUGGAUCGGUUUGAUCCGAUCCAAUCAUGUG
Molecule: messenger RNA, 1165 nt
Organism: Lactuca virosa
Lineage: Eukaryota; Viridiplantae; Streptophyta; Magnoliopsida; Asterales; Asteraceae
Source: the annotation of a GenBank genome assembly